UACAGGUCAGUAUUAAAUAUUACAUUUAAUUUAGAAAUAUGAUUUUGUAUUUUUAUGGUUGUAUCUACUCUUUGAAAACUUUAUAUUCAGAGUAACGAAGUUAAAAGCAGUUACCAUAUGGAGAAGGAAGGUUUGGUUCGAUCAGUUAACUUUAUCAAAAGCCAAGAAUUAAAAAUCAAAGAGAUUGUUACUGAUCGUCACGUACAGAUUGUGAAGUAUGUGAGAGAAGAAAUGCCAAAUUCAGUACACCACUUUGAUGUGUGGCAUGUUGUAAAAGGCCUGAAGAAGAAACUUCUUGCCCUUUCCAAGGAGAAGGAAUGUGAGAGACUCAUGGCGUGGAUAAAAAGUCUAUGUAACCACAUGUACUGGUCAGAAGCUUCAACACCAAGUGGGAAUGGGCAACUUAUGCUGGAGAAAUGGGAAUCUGUGAUCAACCAUGUUCAAAACAUCCAUGAACAUGAUGAAUACAUUGGUCAAUUAAUGGAUGUAGCUGUCACCUUAGCAGAGGAAAAACCCAUGCAUUCAAGUGUCCUGGACCUUGAAGAUGUACCACCACCCCUUGCAAGUGCAUAUGAAAAGCCAGAGAAACAAGUGGCAAUACAGGAAACGAUUUCGAGAUAUGCCAACGUCAUUGAAUCAGAUUUAUAUGACAGUGUUGAUGAGCCAUCCUGCUCCAAUGCAUGA
Messenger RNA from Ostrea edulis (European flat oyster), 684 nucleotides. RefSeq lists its product as uncharacterized. The coding region runs from base 118 to 684 and encodes 188 amino acids. The transcript is spliced from 3 exons. The record is from RefSeq and is a predicted model, not a curated record. Lineage: Eukaryota; Metazoa; Mollusca; Bivalvia; Ostreida; Ostreidae.